Molecule: messenger RNA, 507 nt
Organism: Peronospora matthiolae
Lineage: Eukaryota; Oomycota; Peronosporomycetes; Peronosporales; Peronosporaceae
Source: the annotation of a GenBank genome assembly
AUGGUUAACGCACCUUCGCACGUAACUUUGGAUCUUGUGCUCACCAACGUCACCGUUCAGGCUCUGCCGCCCAAUACCACAUCCAAGGUGCAGUCAAUGGACACCGGUAUCAUCGCUACAUUCAAGCGCCACUACCGGCGUCUGCACCUACAAAACGUUUUGGAUCGCGAUGAUGCGGGAGCGGCCGAUCUCUACAAAGUUGAUCAAGUCACAGCCAUGCGUUGGUCACUUAUAGCGUGGAGCAAGAUUUCGAGCACCACCAAUGCGAAUCGCUUCAAGCACACUGGACUCAUGAAUGGGCCGACUUUACCAGCAGUUGAAGCAGGCGCUUCAGCAGGGGACAUUCAGCUGCCUGUGCAACAGGAUGCAGAUCUGGUUUACCAGGAGGAGCAGGAAGUGGAGAAGGAUAUGGAGUCAAUUCUGCAACGCCUGCUUUUGCGCAAUCGAUGUCUAUUGCGCCACUGCUCAAUCCAGCUGAUGAGGAGCCGACGGUGUAUGCGGAGCUAA